AUAAUCGAAAAAUUGCAGAUCGUGUUGGCGGUUCUGUAGUCCCGGGGCGACGCGACGUGAUCCGGGAUCAAUGGAUGAAUGCGAGGCUGAGCAGGGUCUGGCUGGGGUGGAUGAAGGCAGAACGAGAGACUGCGAUGGCGAGCCUAGCACCCCUCGGACGUCCUCUGGCGAGUUGGCGGGACAUCUAAAUGACUUGGUGGAAGCGUCAGCGAGAGACGCGGACAACCAAGUGGCCAAUGUCGUUUUCGUGAAAACACACAAGACUGGGUCUACUACUCUCGCGGCCGUUUUCUACCGCUACGCGGUGCGACACAAGCUCAAGCUGGCGCACUUCGGAAAGGGAAAAGGGACGAUCGCCAACCUCAAGAAGGCAGCCACUCAGACCAGGAAAAGCGGAGAACUCGUUGACGUCAUGCACUACCACAUCUCCCACAGCGGCGAGUACACGGGCACAUGGCCCCAAGCGGAGAACUACUUCCGGAGGAUCAUGCGGCAUCCAGACAGCAUCAACUACGUGACGGUUUUGCGGGAACCUCGAUCACAUCUUCUCAGCUGCUACUAUUUCUACAUAUUUCCGGAAUGCGAGCUAUCCAUCGAGGACUACUUGAUGGACCCGGCCCACGCCGGAGACGAGAACCGGCACCGCCUGCGCAACCCUCUGUCGGCCGAGUUCGGGGUGAAGACGGCAAAAGAGAUGAACACCUUCAUCGUAAACCACCUUCCGGACUUCAAGCUGGUCAUGCUGACAGAGCGAAUGGACGAGAGCCUGGUGCUUCUGCGAAGCCUGCUCGGCUGGCACAUGAUUGACGUUACCUACGCCUCCCUCAACGCGACAAGAGCGGGUGCGAGACGUUACGAUGGCAAGCCGUUGAUCGAUCGCCCCGACUUCUGCCACCUUUCCGAGGAGGUGCAAGCCAGGAUCGACGAACUGACCAUCCUAGACCAAGCCCUCUAUGACGCGGGCAAAAAAGAAUUCGAAAAGCGGUUGUCGAGCACGUCCACUUCAUUUCAAGCCGAACUGGCCGGCUUCCAAGAACUGCAAGACAACGUUUGCACUUACCUGGAAGGGAACUCAUCGGGCUUAGCCCGUGAGAUGUAUCGAAGCAUGGACGCGGUCUACACGGAUCCCCCCCCCGCGUAUCAUUUCUGAUGCACGGAGUGCUCUCCUAAGGAGCAUGUGUAUCUUCCCGAAACGCGAUGACGUUUUCGAAUCUUAAGUAGGAGUAAUCCGUUUAGUGGCUGAUCAUGGUUGUGGAAGGGAAAACGCACGCGAGCAUGACAACUUGUCGAGUCACACAGGUAACUGUUGUGCUGGUUGUCUCCGUACACUUGCGCGUUAGGUUCGGCGUAGGACAGAUGGGCAGUGUGCACAAUGCGCCAUUGGCCAUUUUCCCGCACCAUAGUACUGUUAGGGGUGCCAAUCGGUCAAAUUUCCUAUAGGAAAAAAUUUCAAAAAGUGACCUGGAUCUUCCAGAUGGAAAAUCGCUCGAGCCAAUCAAAUCACAUAGAACGCUCCUGAGCAAUGCUGCACCCAGCGGCGCUCGCCGCCUCGCGCUGUCUACUUUCGAUCAACUCCUGCUCCUUUUCUACCAGCGCUUUCUGCGCGACGGCAACACCGCCCCUUUCGACCGCGCGCUGUGUGUGCGCUGCUCCGGCCGCGUCGGCAAAGGUCCGCCCCUCCCGCUCUAUGUAUUUGCGUUCGUUUUUCUUGAGGUUGCGACGAAAUCGAUUUUUUCCUCCCGCGCCGAAGGCCGAGCGUUUGCGUUUUUGGGGGACCUCGACCGCGGUGGUUGGCGUGCUUGACUGGCCAUUUUCAGACACGCGGUUCUCGCUGGUAGUUUGUGCGAUUCUAGUUCGGUUUCUUGCGUUGUGUCGCUGAAAACCCGAGGCUGUCCGCUGCGGAUCCGCUGUUCUACGAUCACCAAACGCGGCCACGAGCGUGAGCCUUCAAACCGAAUUUCAUAGGGUUAUCUGUGUUGUUCGCCCGCCCUUUGAACGUCAGUAGAAAACGAACCCGCAGUCACGUGUAGAUGACCUGUCUCCAGAUGUGUGUAACGUAUGAAGAGCCAGAUCGCUGCCUGGACGUAGGGACUGUUGAACAAACAUACGGAGG
Ectocarpus sp. CCAP 1310/34 is the source of this 2113-nucleotide messenger RNA. The record is from the annotation of a GenBank genome assembly. Lineage: Eukaryota; Phaeophyceae; Ectocarpales; Ectocarpaceae.